UUCGGUUGGUUCUUUGUCUUUCUCACCGAGGUGGCCUGGUGCACUGCUCGGUCGGGUCUUCUUGUGUCGGUGCUUGCUACUGGCCGUUCCCAUGGUAACUAUAAUUCACUCAACUCCACAGUGACUAGCAAUAGAAGAUUGAUACUACACAGCUACCUUAAGGAAGACAGCAUCAUGGUUCACUCUAGUGAUGUUUAUUUCAUCUAUAAUAAUGAGGAUGAAGAUUUCAAAGCCUAUCUUGCAAAAAGGUUGGAAUCUGACAAACUGUCAGUAUGGAGUGGGUUAACAUCUGGAGAAGGAUUGAUUGAUGCAAAGGUGGUUGUUAUCAUCAUGAGUUCUUCUUCCACUCUAGAUAAACACUGUAAUGAUGAGGUAUCAUUGGCUUACAUCACUGAUACACCUAUCUUCCCUGUUACUAGGGAGACUUUUGCAGAGUUGGAGCCAAACCUUUCAUUCUCCCUGAGGCUGAUGGUUGCCAAGCUGAAUUGGAUGUUCUUUGACAGCGAUGAGCAAAAGGAAGCUAAUUAUCCAGUGUUGCUAUCUUCCAUCCGCUCAGCUGUUGCUAUGGUAAAUGAAGAAACUGGAGAGGAACAGGAGACUCAGGAAGAAGAUGAAGAAACUCCACAGGCAUGGAAAGAUAGACCCAACACAGCUGUGGUCAUCCGGGAGGGCAAGGAUUUUUGGGAAGAUAAAUUUGGUGAUACCUCUGAAGUCCCAUGGAUAGAGUUCCGAGACAAAUUCCUUGAAGUGUACAAGGAUCAGAUGGUGGAGCAAUUCACGGAAGACAAAGUCCAGUGGUUGACCAAUCUUCUGUACGGAGAUGUCCUUUUGCUACGCAAGGUUGUGACGAAGCACACGUAUGAGACAUUCUGCAGGCACAAGCCAAAUAAACCACGAGAUCCUGAUCGUUUCUAUAAUCGGCUGAUCAGCUAUGCCAAGGGCUGUAUAGCAAUGAGGGGUGUGUUUAACAUGGAGAGCACUGUACGUCUGGAUGCUAUUCAGAAGUUAGGUCAGUUUAAAACUCAAGCCGUUGUUUCAUCAUUGUUGGACUUGUCUGAUGAGAAGGAUGCAAAUGUACGAGCCGUUGCUGCUAUUUCUCUCGGAAAAACAGGUAUCAAGAGUAGGCGUGUGUCACAACGGAUGAUAAAACUCCUCUCUGACGAGGAUCGGUUAGUGAGAGAGGCAGCCUGUAUUUCUCUUGGUCAUAUGCAGAUUGAGUCGGCUGUACCACACCUUGUUAAUGUCUGGAGAACAGAAAUUAUUUCUCAUGUGAGGAAAGCAGCAGAGGUAGCUCUUGGUCUCAUCAACUCAGAUCGUGCUAGGGAGGCAAUCAAGAUGACUGAGGUACUGAGUAGAGAAAUGAAGGAACUCUCCACUGAAUAAAGGCGACAUGCUUCUUGAAAAAAACAGGAAUAAAGGUCCAUGUGCUCCCAAAACUACAUCCAAAAGUGCAAGUAAACCAUCUGAGAUUAUGUAAGAACCUGCUGUGGUGUAUGUAAAGUGUACGUGUUUCUGUUCCUGAUGUAGAGAUAUUAGACGUGAUUGUUUAAAGAUGUACUUGGGUGAGAUUGAUUGAACCUGUGGAGUUAAUUGAUCUUUGCAUAAUAGCUCAAUUCAGCCAUCAGCCAUUCCUUCUUAAUUUAGGGUUAUGGAAGAUUGUUUCCAAAAGGGGAAGUAAAGUUGGAGAUUGCAUACAGAAUUGACCAAUUGCACAGAGCCAUCUGGGGAUUAUGUAGAUCAGCUGAUCAUGGACAACAUCCAUGUAGCUACUUGUGGAAAUCGCUGUCAACAAAGUCUAAGUACUACAGG
This is a messenger RNA of Acanthaster planci (crown-of-thorns starfish), 1809 nucleotides long. RefSeq lists its product as uncharacterized. Lineage: Eukaryota; Metazoa; Echinodermata; Asteroidea; Valvatida; Acanthasteridae. Gene Ontology annotation, molecular function: oxidoreductase activity. Gene Ontology annotation, biological process: signal transduction. The record is from RefSeq and is a predicted model, not a curated record.